Molecule: messenger RNA, 1314 nt
Organism: Echinococcus granulosus
Lineage: Eukaryota; Metazoa; Platyhelminthes; Cestoda; Cyclophyllidea; Taeniidae
Exons: 4
Coding region: 1-1314 (437 amino acids)
Source: RefSeq, a predicted model, not a curated record
AUGAGGUGGCCUGGACACAAUCAACUUGUUGCUGGCCGGCGCCUCGUAUUAGCCCACUCGGCUGCUGGUCCUGGUUGUCGCUACACCUCAGCAGCACCACAAAACGCUAACACUGGUUACUACGAUAUCGCGAGGAGCUGUGGCCUUGUUCUAGCGCCCCAAAUCUUAAUGCAGUCCCAGGCUAGUCCCAAGUGCGAGACGAUAGUGAGACCUCGGUAUGCCACGCCUCGACCAAUCGCAGCGCCAAACGCGUCGCCACUUGCGCACCCAGGCGGGGUAUAUAUAUCAAGCAGCAGAGAGGGGCGCAGCAUUCUGGAAUUACUUAGGCUUUCCCCCGGUGAGUUCCUCCACAUCGAUGUGCUUUCUUUUUCGCAUCUUCUUCCAAUCGAAUUCGAUAUUAAGCAAUCAAGUCAACUAAAGCACGUCGAAAUGGAUUCAGUCAGCGAAUCCUACUCACACUACAUACGCAAUAGAUAUCUACCAUUUCAUGACAGUGGAUUCAACUCUACCGACACAAUGGGACAUAGGAACGACAGAUGGACUCCGUCACGGUCCUCCUCUCCAGUAUCCUUACCACUAGACUCCUACCAUUCCGACCACUACGGUGUCUUCUUUAUGGAUGAGGACAUGAACCACAGGUCCUUCGGCGCCGUUAAAGAGGAAGCCGAGGAGGAAUGUUGGAACUCCACUUAUCAUUCUUCAGUAGAGAAACGGUUCACCAGCACUUCACUUCACUUCCCCGGUGUCUUUGUGGAAGGCUUCCGCGAUGGCCGAGUGGAAUUCAACAUUCCUGGAGUCAUGCGAGAUCAAUUCUCCCCUCCUGACGAAAUCAGUGUUCAUUUCAAGUUACCGCACGAUGAAAGUGGACAGAUGCGCAACUCCGACCUCGAUUGUCUCACAAAGGCCGGCGAGGUCAUGAACCAGUGGCGAAAACAAUACGAGACUCCCUACCAACCUUUGACAACACAGCAAUCAGUGUCUCUAUCCUACCGAUCCUACUUCGAAGGCGAUGACCCCCAUCCCUUUCAUUAUGACAAUGAUCAGGCAAUGGGCGUAAAGGGAAGUGGGACGCAGGACCGUCCUGAAUACUGUCGCGGCAUGACUAAUCUGGGACUGCGCCCACGUUUUUCCGGACACUGCCACCGCCGUCUGGUGUCCCCGUUAAGGGAAAAGACGUCGCGAAGUCGUCUUUUCCCGACACAGAAAACCGUCGUCGUGAUUGAUUGGAUCGCGGAGUGGGACGAGACGCUGGCGUACACAAACACUUGUACGCCUUCGCUGCGAAAGCCUGGUUUAGCUAGGGAUUUGCGGUAA